AUGUCCAUGAUCACGGCCUCCUUAUGGGUGCCGAGGGGAGCGGCGGCGGUAUUUCCCGAAAAAUAUGAUAUCGAUGAAGACGAGCUUGCAAGAAUCUCGAAGCUCGCAAAGCUACAACUUGAGGAUGCCAAAGAGGACCUGAGCGAUGCGAAGAAAGAACGCCUAGGCGAAACGGAGACAGAGGAUUCAGAUGCGGAAGAAAGUGGUGUGAACUUGGAGCAAUCGCACGCAGACGCAGAUGAUGAUCUCAAAGAAUACGACCUUGAACAUUACGACAGCGAUACCGAGGUCAGAGAUGGCGAGACAAUGGCGAUGUUUGGAAACGCGAGGUCACUGGCGUAUCAUGAAUCUAACGCAGAUGAUCCAUACAUGACAAUGCAAGAGAACGACGACGAGGACGAGGAAAGAGAAGAUUUGCAGAUCUUGGCUACAGACAAUAUGAUGGUCGCUGCCAAAGUGGAGGAUGAAGUUGCCCAUUUGGAAGUCUAUGUGUACGAAGAUGGGGCUGAUAACCUCUACGUCCACCACGACAUUAUGCUCCCAGCAAUACCUCUUUGUAUCGAAUGGCUAGAUCUACCUGUCGGAAAGAAUCCUAAUACCGUUGACCCAGAUUCAAGGGGCAACUACGUUGCUGUUGGAACCUUCGACCCUGAUAUUGAGAUCUGGGACUUAGAUACAAUUGAUUGCAUGUACCCUAAUGCCAUUCUAGGUCAAGGUGGACAGGAAGCAAAGGCGGAUCCUAGUCAAGAGUUGAAAAAAAAGAAAAAACGAAAGAAGUCCAAGAAAGCCAACGACGACUACCAUGUUGAUGCAAUUCUCUCACUGGCAGCAAACAGACAACAUCGUAACCUCUUAGCCUCAUCUUCUGCAGACAAAACUGUCAAACUGUGGGACCUAAACACCACCAAAUGCGCCAAAUCAUACUCACAUCAUGCAGACAAAAUUUGCUCGAUAGCUUGGCAUCCCAAAGAAUCCACCGUGCUCUUGAGUGGCAGUUAUGACAGGACCAUUGUAGCGGCGGAUAUGCGAGCCCCAGAUGCAAAGGUACCGAGAUGGAGAGUGGAAAGCGACGUUGAGACAGUGAUGUGGGAUCCGCACGAUUCGAAUUACUUCUACGUCACCACAGAGAACGGAAUUAUUCACAUCUACGAUACUCGAAACGCUCCUUCGACGCCUGAAGUCUCUAAAGCGGUCUGGCAAUUGCAGGCUCACGAUGAGAGCAUCUCGUCAUUCGAUGUCAAUCCUGUUAUCCCCGGCUUCCUCGCAACAGGGUCGACAGAUAAGACGGUCAAAUUAUGGAAUGUGCAGCCAAAUGGACCUAGCAUGGUGGUGUCGCGCAACGUCGACGUAGGGAGAGUCUUUUCUACCAAGUUUGCACCUGAUCCUGAGGUGGCCUUUAGACUGGCCAUCGCAGGCAGUAAGGGCGCGAUGCAAGUCUGGGAUACCUCUACCAAUGCAGCGGUCCGUCACGCCUUCGCCAGUCGCAUGGUUCCAACCAGUGGCGAUGCUAAGGAGGAGAGAAUUGUAGGUGUUGAUGAAGACAGCAGCGAUUCUGAAGACGAAGGAGGAGUCGAGCCUGGGGGUGCUGAUGCCAUGCCGGAGAAUGGGUGGGAGUCAAUGGAUGACGAUUUACCAUGA
Messenger RNA from Letharia columbiana, 1638 nucleotides. RefSeq lists its product as uncharacterized. The record is from RefSeq and is a predicted model, not a curated record. Gene Ontology annotation, cellular component: nucleus. Lineage: Eukaryota; Fungi; Ascomycota; Lecanoromycetes; Lecanorales; Parmeliaceae. The coding region runs from base 1 to 1638 and encodes 545 amino acids. Gene Ontology annotation, molecular function: protein binding. The transcript is spliced from 2 exons. Gene Ontology annotation, biological process: rRNA processing.